AUGGCGAAAAAAGACCAGCCCCAAGAUGGCGGCCCUCCUUCUCCUUCACCCCAGAAAAUUCCUGACAUCUCGCCCUCGCCUCCUCCCCCUCCUCCGUCGAGUGCCGCCCCUGUGUCGGGACCCGUCCCCUCCUUCCCUCUGGGACCAGCCCCCAAGUGGGCCCAGCCCCCGUGGGAACCCAUUUUAUCAACAUCACCAGUUUCAUCUACAGCGACAAGGGUACCAGCCAGCGGGAAACUGGCGGCGAAGCGCGAGGAAGGGCCGCGCGACGACACCAAGUGGCCCUUCUCAGCGUCCCAGCUUCCCGACCAUCAGGGAGGACGAGUGGCCGCGCGGCCAAGUCCAGCAGUUCAGCGCAGCCACGAGGACGGACUCCGCCUCUUCCGCCGGACAGGUACCCUAAAUCAGGGCAAUCAUCAGGUCCUCCGCAGCAGCGUCACCAUCUCUCUCCAGGAUGAGGACCUGACGAGAAUUCCUGCUGGGUUCCUGGGCCCCCUCCACGACUGUCGGGACACCACAAUGCUCAUCUUAGAAGACUCCUUCAACACGCCAAAUGAAAUCACCAUCUUAGCUGAGGGAAAGUCGGUGCAGAUGCGGCUCAUGGCAGACACAGGAGCUGACGUGACCAUCAUCCCCCAGACUUUUGUAGCGCAGAUUUUAUCACCUGUGCGUCGGCUUUUCCCUGAGGCCAUCAUCCUGCAUGACAUGGAUGAUGUGCUAGUUUGUGCUUCCGACUCGACAUACCUAAAGGCAACACUGGACAAGACUAUUAAGGCUAUCAAAGCUGCAGGGCUCCAGAUAGCAGAAGAGAAGAUCCAAUUCUCAGCACCAUGGAGGUACCUCGGAUUCCUCAUCACGGGAAGGACAGUGACGCCACAGACACUGACCAUCAACAAGGAUCCGAAGACUCUGCGAGACCUUCAGCAGCUGUGCGGAACGAUCACCUGGAUCCGCCCCCUCCUGGGACUGACGACUGAGGAGCUGUCACCUCUCUUCUGUCUGCUUCGAGGCGACGGAGACCUCGCCUCACCGUGCGAGCUGACACCUGCUGCGCGGGAAGCCCUGCAACGGGUUGCUGUUGCUCUGAAGUCUCGCCAGGCACACUGCGUGGUCCGGACCCUUCCCGUGAGCUUCGCGGUGUUGGCGGACGAAGAAGUCACCCGGCACGCAAAAUAG
Molecule: messenger RNA, 1176 nt
Organism: Vidua chalybeata
Lineage: Eukaryota; Metazoa; Chordata; Aves; Passeriformes; Viduidae
Exons: 5
Coding region: 1-1176 (391 amino acids)
Biological process (GO): proteolysis; RNA-templated DNA biosynthetic process
Molecular function (GO): aspartic-type endopeptidase activity; RNA-directed DNA polymerase activity; RNA stem-loop binding
Source: RefSeq, a predicted model, not a curated record